Physcomitrium patens is the source of this 1424-nucleotide messenger RNA. Its product is annotated as polyadenylate-binding protein 2. Gene Ontology annotation, molecular function: poly(A) binding. Lineage: Eukaryota; Viridiplantae; Streptophyta; Bryopsida; Funariales; Funariaceae. The record is from RefSeq and is a predicted model, not a curated record.
CAUCUCUCAUUUAUUUGUUUAUGUAUUUAUGUAUUUAUUCAUUCAUUCAUUCAAACUCACUCCUCAUUCUACUCGUAUUCUACUUCUUCUUUCGUCGUCGUCCUCCUCCUCCUCGAAGAAGUGGAUUCUUUACCCUUAACGGACCAACACCUUCGUGGCAGAGAGAGAGAGCGAGAGAAAGCCCACCCGUCGGGACGAGGCCCACGCCUCUUGUUUUGCGUCUCGUUCUCGUUACGGGAUCCGUUAUACCAAACCCUACGCCUGGUUUCCGGUACUCUUUCUUUAGGGUUUUGGGUUUCGAAGGAUUUUUGUGCUUAGUGAGCACAGAAGUUGGGGUGGGUUGUGGGUUGGUUGGUGCAGCUUGUUGUCACCAGGGUUUUAGAGUGUGUUUGACGCCAGGCGGAGAGUUUCCAAUGGAGGAGGAGCAUGAAGUUUACGGUGGUGAUAUACCCGACGAAGUGGAGGGGGAGCUUGAGGUUGACUCGGAUGGAGAUGGGGAGGACCUGCUCCUUAAGGGGGAAGAUGUUGGCACCGACGAGGUUGCUUCGAAGGAGCUAGAGGAGAUGAAGAAACGCUUGAAGGAGAUGGAAGAAGAAGCUGCUGCUCUGCGCGACAUGCAGGCUAAAGUCGAGAAGGAGAUGGGCGGUAGUCAAGAUUCAGCACUCACAAAUGGAGAUCAAGCGAACCGAGAGGAGGCUGAUGCGCGUUCAGUUUUUGUUGGGAAUGUUGAUUAUGCCUGCACUCCAGAAGAAGUACAACAGCAUUUUCAGUCGUGUGGUACAGUUAAUCGUGUCACAAUUUUGACUGACAAGUUUGGAUCACCCAAAGGGUAUGCGUACGUUGAAUUUUUGGAGGUCGAAGCAGUUCAAAACGCUAUACUUCUUAGUGAAUCUGAGUUGCAUAAUCGUCCAAUUAAGGUUACAGCGAAGAGGACAAAUGUGCCCGGAAUGAAGGGCUAUCGGGGUCGACCUUACGCCCCUUAUUAUGGGUACCGCCCACGGAGGCCCUUUUCAGCUCCCUAUGGGAAAGUGCCCAGGUUUAGGAGGCCAAUGCGUUACAGACCUUAUUACUAGGCAUUUUGUGCUUUUGGAACAUUUUAUUCUGGCUGUACGAUGGCCCAUCCAUAUGAAGGUUAGAAAUGAAUUUGAGUGGCCUGCUGCCUUCGUUGGUACUCAUGACAUCGAAUUAUAGGAUGCGUUCUCUCUCUCUCUCUCUCUCUCUCUCUCUUAGAACGGGUUGAGUCGGAAGAAGAGCUGCGCCUGAAAGGAUGGGGGCUUGAUGCAUGGUUGAAUUUCAAAUGUGUUGGAUUCAGUUUACUCUGGAGAUGGAUUGGUCCUUUAGGCUAUCUGGUGAAGCAUGUGGAUGUUGUUCUAUAAUGUAUGAACUCUUGAUUGUGAAAAGGAAUAUUAGGUCUGCAAAUUGAA